UUGAUACCUAACCUCGUAUUUUUAUUUACAUUGUGAAAGAAAAAAACUAUAAAUAAUUUCAUUAUUUAAUUUAGAGACAGACUCCAGUUUCUACAUGAGAAGAAUGUCCGCUCUUAGGAAAUAUAUAGAUAUUGGAGCCAACCUCACAGAUGAUAUGUACCAAGGGGUCUACCACGGGUCAAAAAAACAUGAGCCGGACUUGGACAAGGUUAUGGCGCGCGCCUGGGCCGGUGGCAUGGACAAGAUGAUUAUCACUGGAGGCAGUGUUAUAGAUAGCAAGAAGGCGAUUGAAUUGUCCCGAACAGAUUCCAGAUUGUUCUCUACUGUAGGAUGUCAUCCGACUCGGUGCACAGAAUUUGUCCAGGACCCUGAGGCCUAUCUUGAUGAUCUUAGGGCUCUCAUUGCCGCUAAUAAGAACAAAGUGGUGGCCAUUGGAGAAUGUGGACUGGACUAUGAGAGGCUGCAUUUCUGUGAUAAAGAUGUUCAACUCAAAUAUUUUGAAUACCAGCUCCUGCUAAGCAAAGAGUUCCACCUCCCACUCUUCCUACACUGCCGCGCCGCAGCCGAUGACCUGGUGGAUAUACUCCACCGUAACCAAGACUCCAUAGUUGGCGGUGUGGUCCACUCCUUCGAUGGAACGGAGCAGGCUUUAGAGAAGAUAUUAGCGCUGGGGAUGUAUAUAGGCAUUAAUGGAUGUUCACUAAGAACCGAGGAGAGCCUGGCAGUAGCUGCAAAGAUACCCAAAGACCGGCUAAUGAUAGAGACCGACUGUCCCUGGUGCGAAGUCAAGCCGACGCACCCCGGCUACAAGCAUGUGACACCCAAGGUCACGGCGGUCAAGAAGGAGAAGCAUUCUGCAGAGUGUCAGGUUAAGGGGAGGAAUGAACCUGUCAACAUUGUACAUGUCUUGGAAAUCUUGGCAGCGAUUCGGAAUGAAGAUGCAAACAAGCUAGCAGAUGUAAUAUACACUAAUACUAUGAAUUUGUUCUUCCCCGAUAAAUAAAUAUUUGAUUAACAAGGAA
Messenger RNA from Cydia fagiglandana, 1022 nucleotides. Its product is annotated as deoxyribonuclease TATDN1. The transcript is spliced from 6 exons. Gene Ontology annotation, molecular function: 3'-5'-DNA exonuclease activity. Bases 95 to 1003 code for a protein of 302 amino acids. Gene Ontology annotation, cellular component: cytosol. Lineage: Eukaryota; Metazoa; Arthropoda; Insecta; Lepidoptera; Tortricidae. The record is from RefSeq and is a predicted model, not a curated record.